Molecule: messenger RNA, 3840 nt
Organism: Stegodyphus dumicola
Lineage: Eukaryota; Metazoa; Arthropoda; Arachnida; Araneae; Eresidae
Biological process (GO): axon guidance; Notch signaling pathway
Cellular component (GO): cell surface; signaling receptor complex; plasma membrane
Molecular function (GO): calcium ion binding
Source: RefSeq, a predicted model, not a curated record
UUCAAUGAGUUAAUGAACCAUUUCCUACAUUCAGAUAAACUCUUUGGCACUGUAUAUGGGAACGCGAAACGAUUCAAUACGAUUCAGAAAUUUCAGAAAUUUCUUUAUAAUUUCAAAAAUUGCCACGGAAUUGCGCAAUUUCGAUUCACGUUGUAAAAGGAGCUAUCUUGAGAUUAAACUGGCGAUUGCAAUGUAGUAGCAAUUUACGUAACUUUCCUAACGAAUUAAAGUUUGCUUCGCAUUUUCUUGUCUUUAAUUUUCAUUUUUAUAAAUGAGAUCCAUGUAGGCGCAUGAAACUUUUACAAUAAUUACUUAAAUAUUCCGCAAGUUCCUUUUUAUAUCCCAUUUUACAUAUUCAGAAAUAAAUUCGUUUUAACGUUAUUUUUGAAACACUUGUCUGGAAACUCUUUUGUAGGAGUUUUGAAUGUGGAGGCUUGAAGCGUCUCUAAGACAACCUGAUAAGUUUCUUCCGAUAACUUAUUCGUAUUACUCAAAAAUAAGCUCUUUAUCUGUACUUAGAUGUUUGUUUUAUUUUCACAUUUGUAUUUUAACUGCAUUCGACUGCCAUCAUUGUCUUCUUGUUUUCAAUCAACUUGGUAUUUUACAAUUGUGAAGUGAUUUUUCUCAUUUAAAUAUGAGACAUAAUUAUGGAAAAUAUAUUUCAUUGAUAGUUUUCUUCACUGCAUUUGUGAAUGGAAUUUAUUGUGAUAAACUGAAAAAUCAUAGUGUUGGGUUCAAACAUAUAGGAUUCAAUUCACAAGUGAUGAAAAGUGAAAGAUCUGGAAAUGAGAGUCGAAAUUGCAGCUGUGGAACGGGCGAAAAAGUUUGCAGCUUCGACCAGGAUAAAAAAAAAAAAUGCACAUGCGAAGAGGGAUUCAUAGUGACGAAAGACGAAAAGGAAAACGAGCAAUGCACAGAAUGCAGGUGUGGAAUGGGCGGAAAAGUUUGCAGCUUCGACAAGGAUAAAAACAAAAAAUGCACAUGCAAAGAGGGAUUUAUAGUGACGAAAGACGAAAAGGGAAACGAGCAAUGCACAGAUCCUUGUUCCACAAAUCCUUGUCAGAAUGGCGGAAAAUGUCAUGUAACGGACGAAGGUUUAAAGUGUGAUUGCAAACAUCCAUACUCAGGAGAUAAAUGUGAAAUCGAUCCAUGUUUCACAAAACCUUGUAAAAAAGGAAAUACUUGCAAAGUAAAUGAUGGAAAAAUGAUGUGUGAGUGCAACUCACCGUACGAAGGAAUUUUCUGUCAGGCUGAAGCUGACAGAUGUGCCUUGCUACUUGCCAAAGGGGAAUGCAACAAGGAACACGAAACCUGUUAUGAGGGUACUUGUAAGUGUGAGAAAUCCUAUGCCUAUUCAAAAGAUGGAAAAGCUUGUGAAGAUGAUAUAUGCGGUAAAAAAAGUGGGAUAGCUGUGUGUCCAGAAAAUGCGGAAUGUAAUGAAAUCACGAAUGGAUAUGAAUGUGUUUGCAAGAAAGGUUUCUACCAAAAUAGUGCCAACUGCGAGAAAAUUAAUCCGUGUUCGCCUGGUGUGUCGACGUGUGAACAGUUUUGUAGCCCUAAGGAUGGAAAAUGUGCCUGUGGAGAUGAAUUUACAUUAAAUAAGGACAAUACAACAUGUAAACGCAAGAAAAGUGAUGAUGAAUGUCUUAAGAACUGUGGGAAAGGCACAUGUUUUAAGAAAAAUGGAGAAGAAGAUUGCAUUUGUCCAAAUGCUACCCACGUUCGUGGAGAUACUGGAUGCGAAGGUAAUAGAUAUUAUUGCACGCAUGAAAGCAAGUCUCCUCCAGGAAUGUGUCCUGGUGAUAAGUGCAUCCCCGACGAAAAGUUUGCUUUCCGCUGUGAUUGCAAAGACCCUUACGAGAUGGCUGAAGAUGGAAUCUAUUGUAAGAGAAAGGCCAUGUGCAGGAGUGGUGGAGGACAUGCUGCAUGUAGUAAGGAAAAUGCAAAAUGUCAGGAAGAUUUUGCUGAUGAAGGUUUAGGUUACAAAUGUGUGUGCGAUACUGGCUUUGUGAAAGCUGAUAAUGGUACUUGCAUAAAUGCAUGUGACCUGAAAAACUGCGAGGCAUCCAGAGCACGAUGCGAACUUAAUGGAAAUUAUGAAGCAGUUUGUAAAUGUCCUCUCCUGAUGACUAUGGGAACUGAUGGAAUGUGUACGAUUGUUGAUAAUUCUUAUAUUGCUAAGCUGAAAGUUCUGAAGAGAAAAUAUGAAAUACAUGUUGAACGAAAACAGUCUAAAAGAUCCCUAGAAGAUACAGUGGACUAUGCUAAGCUACGAGGGGAUUUCGAGCUUUCGUUGAAGAAUGUUUAUAGUGAUUACAGAGAUUUAAAGCUAUUGAACUGCACAGAUGAAGGUAAAGAACUGGAAUGUAAUUUGGAAUUGCAACUUAAAAAAGCUGCAUCGAAGAAUACUAUAAACUUGAUCUUCCAACCUUCAAUAUGUAUACCCCUAAAAGACACUUCCUACUGUUGGAUAAAACCGAACCUGAUAGUUCAAAUUGGGAAACCCGAAGAAGUAUUUCAUGUCGCUAAUCCUUGUACAGAGGAAAUCCAGAAGUUGUGCGGACCAGUAGCUUCCUGCAAACAGCUUAAAAAUACUUCUAGCUUCCAGUGUCUGUGCAAAGAUGGAUUCAAGAGUAUAAAUACUUUUCACUUAACUUCACUAAGCACUAUUGAAAUAUGUGAAGAUAUCGAUGAAUGUCAAGAACAGACGUCUUGCCCAAACAACACCGAAUGUUUUAACAUAUUUGGAAGUUAUGACUGCCAGUGCAAACAAGGGUAUCGUCCCACCGAAACGAAGAGCAUAAAAGAAAGCGGUUGCAUAGCUGUAUGUGACCCUAAUCCUUGCAAGCAUGGCGAAUGUGUGCAGUUCGGGAAUCAUGGCUUUUUAUGCAGUUGUGAUGAAGAAUAUGGAGGUGCUUUCUGCAAUUCAACAAAUGAAUUAGUAAAGAAAGUAAAGAAAUCAGGAGUUACCAAAGCAGCUGUAGUUGGUGUUGUAUUAGGACUUAUACUUGCAGUUGUUCUAAUUGGUGGAUACAUGUAUUUUAGAACAGACAGAAAAGAGAGUCAUGAAUAUGCCCAAAAUGCGAACCAAAAUGUUUUUCCAUACAUGAGAGGGCGUGACAGCAGUGGCCGAAACCUAGGCACUGCAGCACAGAAUUCAGGUCAUAUGGGUGCAGAAAGCGGUCAACGGGAUACAAUGCGUAGCAAACUCAGAAGAAGUUUGGACAAAAGCAAACUGGUUCCCAACGUUCGAUGGUCAAGGCAUUCGGAUGGUGAAUAUACUGAAAUAAUUGACGGAAUAGUUGAGGGUGAUAUAGAAAACCAAAACAGGUCUUUUUCCAAAUCUUCAGAUCAUCUGGGAAAAUAAAUCAGAAUUAUCAGAUAAAAGAAGAAAAGAUAUACUAUUGCAAAAGAAGAGGUGCAUAGUAACGGACCUUUUUGAGUGCAUUUUGUAACUGAAAAGAGAAUGAUUUUUGUAUGAAUAAAAGCACAGUUGAACAAAGAUCACUUUAUUUCUUUCUAAUUUUUAAAACUGUAUUCCGAAAGUGUGAUUUUAAAACUGUAUUCCAAAAGUAUGAUCAGUGGGUUGUCCUCAAAUUUAAAAAUAAUAUCGCUCAGUAUGCAACUAAGAAACUUAAUUAUGCAGUUUUUUACAGUUAUGAAUAUUAGACUGUGUUAUAAUUUAAUGUUAUCUUAUUUUUGUUUAAGGAAUAUUUUCUUGAAUUAGAUUAAUAUAAAAUCUUCCCGAGCUCCUUGCAUUUGUUCAUACAAACUUUUCUUAUUCUUGUAUUCUUGUCUACUUCAGUAUUUUUGCAAAUUAAAUAAAUGUUUUAGAGUUAU